Closterium sp. Naga37s-1 is the source of this 4464-nucleotide messenger RNA. The record is from the annotation of a GenBank genome assembly. NCBI's taxonomy places the organism in Eukaryota, Viridiplantae, Streptophyta, Zygnematophyceae, Desmidiales, Closteriaceae.
AUGUUUCGGUUCCUCGCUAAAGACCGCUCACAAAGGCAGCGGCUAGAGCUGCAGAAGGCGAUGGCAACCUUUGCUUCGCCACAGGAGCCUGAGGCCCCCGCUCCGAUGGAAGAAGACAUUCCGUCACCAGCUGCUAUGCCGCGGCGGAAGUCCGUUCAACUGGAGGAGCUUGAACGGCCGUCUCACCGCCGAAGCUCUGCUGCGGGGAGACAGUCUACGGUUAAAGAGGAACAAGGUGGCCCGUCCGGCAAUGAUUAUGCAGCCUUGUACGCUCCUCACGACGACCCAUCACUCCGACGAAGCUCGCUGGAUUGCGUCCGCUCUGCGCGUCGUUCCGGCGCUUCGCUGCCUCGUGCGAACGGUCCGUUUGGUGCUGCGUGUGAGAGCAGCGUUCAGGCUCAGCCUGAUGCGGCUUACAGCCAACAGCGAAGUUUCGAUAGCGAGGAUGAAGUGAGCAGCGGGCCCGGCGGAGGGGUUCAGUCCCGGCCGUCGAGACGGCACCAGCAGAGCAAGUUAGGGCAACAGGAGCCGCGGAGCAACCCUUUUGACAACGAGAUGGAGGAUACGCAAGUAGUUCCCGGGCAAGGCGAUAUCGCCAGAAGGAAUGCCCAUUAUUAUGCGGGUGGUUGCGGUCGCACGGCCGUUGCGGAAGGGCCGUCGGCGCAAGUAGAUAACCGGUUCUGCGACAUGUCAGGAUGGGGAGUAAUGGAUCAAGCGCUGCAUCCGGCGGGGUUGAUGCAGGCGCGUGCUGCUAUGGUGGUUGAGUGUGAGCAGGGGAGUGGAGAGGGGCAGGGGAGUGGAGAGGGGCAGAGGAGUGGAGAGAGGAACGGGACGGAGGGGGAUGAGGAGGCAAGAGGAGGAAUGGGAGUGGAUGAGGAGGGGAGUGAGGAGGGGAGUGAGGAGGGGAGUAAGGAGGGGAGUGAGGAGGGGAGUGAGGAAGAGGAGGCAGAGGAAGAGGAGGGGGAGGAAGAGGAGGCGGAGGAAGAGGAGGGGGAGGAAGAGGAGGCGGAGGAAGAGCGGGCAGAGGAAGAGGAGGGGGAGGAAGAAGAGGAAGAAGAGGAAGAAGAGGAAGAAGAGGAAGAAGAGGAAGAAGAGGAAGAGGAAGGGGAGGAAGCGGAGGAGAGGGAGGAGGAGGAUGAUCACAUUGCAACGCCAUCCUCACCCGCUACUACCGUCCCUGCUCCAAGGACUCCCAGCAUCACUCCCCAUACUCACCCUCGCGUUUCUGGGAAUGCAUGCGGAAAGCGGCGCCAUGCAGAUGUGUCUGAAGCUGCUAAUCACGGGGCAAACUCGGGGGGAGAUGAAAAUGGCGGAGUGCGAAAGAAGGCUAAAUGGUCCCGUUGGUCGGGGUUCACUCGGGAAGAAACGUUUGAAGUGCGGAGAGCUGCUGCUAACGGGCUGGUGGAUGUGAUGGCUUCUGGGAUGGCUGCCGUUCGCCACCUGGAAGAGUUUGUUAAGGACGUGGCGCACGAGCAGUUCGAGAAGAGCCACGGGCCGCACGGCCAGAAGCUGACGCUGCUGCCGCUCAUCGCGCUCAUCUUCUUCGAGGUGUCUGGCGGGCCGUACGGCGUGGAGGACGCCGUGAAGUACGGCGGGCCGCUGCUCGCCAUCCUGGGCUUCACCGUCUUCCCCCUCAUAUGGAGCGUGCCAGAGGCCCUGACCACCGCGGAGCUAGGAACAGCCUUCCCGGAGAACGGGGGCUACGUGGUGUGGGUGUCAGCGGCGUUUGGCCCAUUCUGGGGCUUCCAGGAGGGGUGGUGGAAGUGGCUGAGCGGCGUGAUAGACAACUCGCUCUACCCGCUGCUCUUUCUCGACUACCUGAAGCGCGAGCUGCCUAUCUUUGGCGGCGGCCUGCCUCGCAUGGCCGCGCUGCUCGCAAUGACUCUGGUGCUGACAUACGUGAACUACCGCGGGCUCACGAUAGUGGGCGCCACUGCCAUCGCGCUGGCAGUGUUCGGGCUGCUGCCCUUUGUGGUCAUGGCGCUGCUCGCCAUCCCCAAGAUCCAACCCGCCCGCUGGCUGGUGGUGGAUCUGAACCGAGUGCAGUGGCGGGGGUACUUCAACACACUCUUCUGGAACCUCAACUACUGGGACUCCGUCAGGUGGGUGCUCCGUCAGGUGGGUGCUCCGUCAGGUGGGUUCUCCGUCAGGUGGGUGCUCCGUCAGGUGGGUGCUCCGUCAGGUGGGUGCUCCGUCAGGUGGGUGCUCCGUCAGGUGGGCACUCUGUUGUCUUCGUUUCAACCACGGCUGUCUGCCUCACUCAUUUCAACCUCCCACACCAUCCACUUUUCUUUCUGCAUCCCCUCCAUCCUUUCCUGCCGAAUGUGUGCCAUUCUGCUUGCACACACCCCCCCAACCCCCCCCCGGCCCUCUCGCCACCAUAACAGCACGCUAGCGGGCGAGAUAGAGGAGCCGAAGCGCACCUUCCCGCGGGCGCUCAUGGGGGCGGUGGUGCUGGUGGUGGUGUCGUACCUCGUGCCACUGCUGACAGGCACAGGCGCCGUGCCCUUCUCCCCAGACGGCUGGGACGACGGGUACCUGGCGGUCGUGGGUCGCGCCAUCGGGGGCGGCUGGCUGGCCUGGUGGAUCGCAGCUGCGGCUGCAUUUUCCAACAUGGGCGCUUUUGAAGCUGAGAUGAGCAGGUGUGUGUGCGUGGGGCGGAGAUGUGUGUGUGCUCGCUGCUCACAGGCACGGGCGCCGUGCCCUUCUCUCCAGACGGCUGGGACGAUGGGUACCUUGCCGUGCGACGCGUUUCAGCUGCUGGGGAUGGCGGAGCGCGGCAUGCUGCCCGAGGUCUUCACGUACCGCUCACGGCACGGCACGCCCGUGCUGGGCAUACUGUGCAGCGCCACGGGCAUCCUGCUGCUGUCGUGGAUGAGCUUCCAGCAGAUCGUCGAGUUCCUCAACUUCCUCUACUGCUUCGGCAUGCUGCUCGAGUUCGGGGCCUUUGUGGCGCUCCGGGUCACACAGCCCGACCUGCCUCGGCCAUACAAGAUCCCGGUGGACACUAUGGGAGCAGUGCUGCUGUGUCUGCCGCCCUCGCUGUUGCUGAUUCUCGUCAUGGUGCUCGCCUCCUGGCAGACCGUCAUUGCCAGCUCAAUAGCAGCGUUGGUGGGACUGCUGCUGUACCCGCUGCUCAUGUGGGCGAAGCAGCACGGCGUGUUCAAGUUCACUCAGGACCCGGGCCUGCCAGACGUUGCCCUCAUGGAGGAUGAGGAUGAGGGCAGUGAGGGCGAGGACGGGUUUGAUGGGGCGGCAAGUAAAAGAGCGAGUGGGAAGGAGGACGGUGGGGCUGGUGUGCGGGAUGGGGUUGAUGGGGAUGGUAAUGUGGGUGACAGUGAGAAUGGGUUGCUGCUGGGGAAGGGGCAGAGGGAGAAGGGUAGCAGCAAGGUGGUGCCGGUGGAGUGUCCGGGGGGGUCUGAGGGGUUGGUGCGAGCAGGAUCAGGUGAUGCGGUGCUCUCGGCAUGUGAGGGACAGUCGCCUCCUGUCUUGGUGGGGUCGUUGCCAAGUGAUGGGCUGUUAGCGCACCAAGUCUUGUUGGAUGGGUUGUCUGGAGAUCGUUCCUCGCGAGCGCAUUGCGACGUCAUGGCGGCGCACAAGCCCUUGUCGACGGGCGGCGCGGCGGCCUCAGAGUUCUCGGACGUGCCGGGCGGGGCGAAGAGCGUGACGACGAGGGUGAUGGAGACGGGCGCGAGCGCCGUGCAGCAGUUCGGCCCCAUCCGCCAGAUCGGCCAACAUUUCUGCGCGUCAGUCCUGCCAGAGGACCCUAGAUCGUUCCACUACUAUGCCAACGACAUGACGCGACAAGUCGAGGCGCACCACUACUGCUCGCACGUCUCAGAGGACGUGCACCAGUGCCUCGUGUACGACUCCGACCAGCCCUCUGCGCGCCUCAUCGGCGUCGAGUUCAUCGUCUCCGAUAAGAUCUUCCUCUCGCUGCCCGAGGAGGAGCAGCGCAUGUGGCACUCGCACGAAUAUGAGGUCAAGAGCGGGCUGCUCAUCAUGCCGGGCAUGCCCGCAGUGGCAGAGCUGCCUGUCAUGAGCAAGCUCGUGAAGACGUUUGGCAAGACGUGGCACUUCUGGCAGUUUGACAGGGGUGAUGCGCUGCCGCUGGGGGUGCCGCAGCUCAUGGGGGCGUUCUUUGCUGACGGACAGCUGAAACCGGAACUGCCUAAAGCGGUGGAGCAACGAUACAGGGUGCAGCUGGAGGAGAGGCGGCAGAUGCGAGCAGACCUCACGGGCCCUGAGCUCGCUGUGGACCGCUUAGCGGAGCAGUUUGAAAGGGGGAUGGGGUACGAGACGCAGCUCAAGGAGUGUCAGCUGCAGUGGCAGGAGCGGACGGGCAAGGGCGGUGUGGGUGCUGCUGGUGUGACAGGUGGUGUGGGCAGUGGUGACAAGGAGCACGCGGAGCAGGCAGGGACAGACACCACAGGUAGCGAUCGUAAAGCUAGGAUUGGAGGCUGA